AUGGCAGCUGAAGACGCGACCACGAGAAAGUCGCCCGACGCGGUGCCUGCGCAGUCUGUUGAGGCAGCCCCGGAAGAUAACGCGGUCGCGUCUUCUGUUGAGCCCGCUGGCGAUGACGACGCGAGCAAGUCUGUCGGAGAGAAGAAGGAUGCUCCGGUCGAGGAGAAGGCGAAUGAGGAAGAGACCGUUGAGGAGAGCAAGACCAAUGGAGAUGAGAAUGACGCGACCAAGGAGGCUGCGGACGAGACGCCUGCCGAUGCCGAUGUCGCUGUCGCCACCGAGACUGAGAAGCCGGCUGCUACUCCCGCUUCGAAGAAGAAGAAAGGGGCCCUGAAGUCGAUCGGGAAGAAAAAGUCGCUCGCCAAUCUCAGGCGGAAGUCGACAGGCGGCCCUGCUGCUGCCGAUACCAAGUACGAGAUUGGCCAAUACGUACUGGCAAAGAUGCGCAGUUUUCCCCCGUGGCCAGCGAUCAUCCUCAGCAAGGAACUCCUUCCGGAGAUCAUGGCUGUCAAGCCGACUGCUGGAAACGCGAAGUCGCUGGAGUCACUCGGAGACGCUGCCUGGACUACUCAAUACCCGAUUUUCUACAUGGGAACAUAUGAAUACUCCUGGAUUGCCGCCAGUGAUCUCGAGCCUCUGUCUACCGAGAAAAUUGAGCGUGGUGCGGCCUCCAAGAAGGCGAAGAAGCUCAAUGAAGCCUUCUCCGAGGCUGCUCAAGGUUUCUCUCUCGACGACGUGAAGGGUCUUCAGGAGGAGGUCAUGGACGUCGACGAGGAAGAGGAGGCGAAGGACGAGGACGUUGAGGUCGCUGAGCCAUCACCAGAAGAAGAUGAGAUGGAGGUAGACGAGGAUGAGGAGGCCAGUGGCGACGAGAAGCCCAAGAAGAAGAAGGCUGCUCGCGGCAAGAAGCGCAAGAAGUCCGAGUCCGCUAGUGACGACGAGGCAGAGUCUGAGAAGCCGGCCAAGACACCGAAGAAGGCCGCUGCUUCCAAGGCGAAGACUCCGAAAACCGCUGCUACCAGCAAGACCCCGGCGAAGAAAGUUACUCCUACUCCAGCUAAGGCGAAGACCCCCAAAACUCCCGCAAAUGGCGUCAAAGCGUCGGCAAAGAAGAGUGCUGCUGCACCCAAGGACAAGGCAUCUCCUCCGGCGACUGCUUCCAAGAAGAAGGCUGCGCCUGCGAAGAAGAAGGCCGCUGCUGCGAAGAGCAAGGAGGUCGUCGAAUCAGAGGAGAGCGAGACCGAGAAGUCGGAAGAGCAGUCCUCAACUGAUCCCAGGACCCUCUCCGCCGAGGACCAGCACAAGUACAUCCUUCACCGACGGCACAAGCUUCAGAAGGCGUUCUUGAACAAGGACAAGACGCCUCCUAUGGAAGAGGAAAUGGCCGAGCUGUCGAAGUGGCUCACGUCUCUGGAGGAGUGGGAUGACAUGCCUGCCGAUCUUAUCAAGUCCACCAAGAUUCACAAGGUACUUCGUGGAAUCAUGAAUGUUGAUUUCGCGAUUCCCCUCGAGGAGACCUAUACCUUCAAGGCGAGAUCCGAGCCGCUCCAUGCGAAGUGGGUAGAGACUAUCCGCAACGCCGACAAGCCCGCUAAGGCUGAGGAGCCGAGUAAGGCCGAUGAGUCUGCUAAGGAAGAUGAGGAGGUGAAAGAGAAUGGCGUCAACGGGGAGGCUGAGGCUGAGGCCGAGGAGACCAAGACUGAGAAGGAGGAGGUGACAGAGGCUGAGAAGGCCGGACUCCCUGCGGAAGCUGCUGACGCUCCUGAGGCUGGCGUUGAGGUGGUUGAGCGCAAGGGAGAGACUCUCGUCCUCACUGAAGUCACCAUGAAAGACGCACCUGCUGCUGCCGCCGCCUCUACCGACAAGGAGGAGGGCGAAACUGCCACUGCUGCUACCGACUCUAAGGCGGCUGAGGCUGAGACCGAGGAAGAGGUUGAGGCGUAG
This is a messenger RNA of Tricharina praecox, 1944 nucleotides long. RefSeq lists its product as uncharacterized. Gene Ontology annotation, cellular component: nucleus. Bases 1 to 1944 code for a protein of 647 amino acids. Gene Ontology annotation, molecular function: transcription coregulator activity; double-stranded DNA binding. NCBI's taxonomy places the organism in Eukaryota, Fungi, Ascomycota, Pezizomycetes, Pezizales, Pyronemataceae. The record is from RefSeq and is a predicted model, not a curated record. Gene Ontology annotation, biological process: regulation of transcription by RNA polymerase II. The transcript has 4 exons.